This is a messenger RNA of Durusdinium trenchii, 1059 nucleotides long. NCBI's taxonomy places the organism in Eukaryota, Dinophyceae, Suessiales, Symbiodiniaceae. The record is from the annotation of a GenBank genome assembly.
AUGGCCACAGCAUGCCACAGCAACUCCCUUACAUGGAGGGUGGCUUCUCCAAACGGUCCCAACAAGACGUACAGCAUCGGGCAUCGAUGGGACCAAUGGCAGGUCUUGGUGGAAGGGCUCCUGGCCACUGGGAUGAAGGUCUCCCAGGUGGCCGAGUGCUGCCGCGUGGUGGCGGCUGUAGCCUUGUUGUCGGACCCAGAGCUGGGUAGUGACCUCAGAGCAUCGCUAGCCAUGGCUUGCCAUGGCUUGAAGCCAUCGAAAUGCUCAAAACAUGACUCAGACUCAGGUGAUCAGUCUUUGCCAGUUUCCGCCAAGCUCUUGAGAUUGGAGGAGCCUGAACUGUUGGGUGGUCGUUUGUCAAUCUUCGGGUCUUUGACAUCCUUCAGACCGAUCUUUUCCGCUCUGUUCGCCGCAGCGGCAGAGCUGAACCGCAAGCUCCAGGAUGGUGGCCGCAUGCUGGGCUUGCUGGAUCUCUAUGGCUUUGAGGUCUUCCCAACCAACGGCUUUGAGCAGUUUCUCAUCAACUACUGCAAUGAACGCUUGCAGCAGUUCUUCAAUCGGCAGGUCUUCGCUCGAGAGGCGGAAGAGUAUGCUGCAGAAGGCGCCAUGAUGGCCGUUGGUUUGGAUUGGGACGGCCACUGGAGCAACUGUGCAGCAGCGUGUCAGCUGCCAGCCUUGGCACUCCUGGAGGCUCAUGCACUCACCGAGUUUGCUUUUUGGGGCGCCAAUCUACACGUCGGACGGCCCCAGAAAAUCGGUUCAACCCUCCCCAAAGCCUCAAUGUGCGGGAAUAUGGGCUCUACAAACCAAGGAAUCACGUUUGUGAUCAAGAAGACACCAUGGAUGUUCCGCAUGCUCCACCACGUAGACAACAUGUUCCAAACAACAGCCAGCAAGGUUUUGCCAAAAGCCAUUUGGGCCAUGGCAGUUCGCAAGAGGUUGCAUACUUCUGACCUUGAAAGUGCUCCUAACAGUGCUACCCACCCCUUCGAGGAUUUUCAUGAACCAAUGAUGAUAUUUGAGCCCACAGGGAAGUCGACUUUUCCUGAAACAACAUAG